UUUUUUUUUUUUUGAGAUGGAGUCUCGCUCUGUUGCCCAGCCUGGAGUGCAGUGGCGCAAUCUCGGCUCACUGCAAGCUCCGCCUCCCGGGUUUACGCCAUUCUCCUGCCUCAGCCUCCCGAGUAGCUGGGACUACAGGCGCACGCCACCUCACCCGGCUAGUUUUUGUAUUUUUUAGUAGAGCCGUGUUAGCCAGGAUGGUCUCGAUCUCCUGACCUCGUGAUCCGCCCGUCUCGGCCUCCCAAAGUGCUGGGAUUACAGGCUUGAGCCACCGCGCCCGGCCAACAUGACUCAUUUCAAGCAUGUCAUCCAUUCUCUUUCAAUGUCAGUAUUUUAUCUUGACUUGGAGACAGAAGUGAGAACUAAAGGAGCUGAAUCUAUUGUAAUGUUUGCACUUUUGUUUUUUCUUCAGAAGCAUGAUGAUGAUCCAGUGGAAAGCCCCCGUAACGUCUGUAUUGCUUCUGCUGGCGGCUUUACUCUGUAAUCUGCAAAAGUAAGGUAAACUCAAAGGGCACAGACCAUCAUCUGGAUAAUGAAAACUGGAGCACACAGAGAUGCCCCACUGGCCUGGUCACAGCUCUGGGUUUACAAUGCAGAAGAGACACUAUUACCAUCUUCUAAAAAUACACUAUUAUCUUUUUUUUUUUUUGAGACGGAGUCUUGCUCUGUCGCCCAGGCUGGAGUGCAGUGGCACGAUCUUGGCUCACCACAACCUCUGCCUCCUGGGUUCAUGCCAUUCUCCUGCCUCAGCCUCCCGAGUAGCUGGGACUACAGGCUCCCGCCACCACGCCAGGCUAAUUUUUUGUAUUUUUAGUAGAGACGGGGUUUCACCGUGUUAGCCAGGAUGGUCUCGAUCUCCUGACCUCGUGAUCUGCCCGCCUCGGCCUCCCAAAGUGCUGAGAUUACAGGCGUGAGCCACCGCACCCGGCCCACUAGUACCAUCUUUUAAAAAGUUUUUUACAAAGUCUUUUCCUUUGGCCAUUCACCACCAGCUUACUUAAUUUUUUUUUUUUUUUUGCACAUUACUUUCCACACAAGUUUUACUUUGUGGCCACAAUGUGCAUACUUUAUUUGAAUGUUACUUUCAUGACAUAGCAAAUUGUUUCUAUAGUUUUUAUAAAGGUCAUUUAAAAUGACAUGCGCAGUAAGUCAAAGUCUUCCUGUGCUAGGAAAUUUGAAAAAACAAAAGUGUAGAGAAAAAUACAAAAAUUACUGAAUCUGAACAUCUACAGAGAAGUGUUAGCAUCUGGUCUGUUUCCUUCCAAUCACAGACAGAUCAUAUCUAAUGGGUAAAGAACCUUCCAUACUGUCAACAGACCACACUGUCUUCUAAAAUCAAUUCACCAGUGCGGAUCCUCUGGAAUAGAUCUUGUGAGUCCCGAGGUGGUACUUUCCUCCCAGCGGCGAGCUAUGAGAAGUGGAAUCACCAGAGGUAGUCAUUCCGUAGACAGAACUGCCGCCUCCCUGCGUGGCUGCGAUGCUGACCUGGGUGGCAGGCCGGGGGCGCCGGAACCCAGCACGCACACUAAGUCGGUCCGAGCUCCGCUCUGCUCCUGUAAGAUACUAACAACCUGAGGUAGCUGUCCAGACUCAAGGCGGUAUUGAUUUUGUGUGUCUGCGUAUUUAUCGCGGGGUCCGCAGCGGGACCGCAGGGGCUGUGUCCGACGUCCCCAGACCUCCAGCAGGGUCCGGAGCGAUGAACAUCUUCCAUCAACCUCACCUCCGGGCGCUCGGUCACUGGUUCUUACUUCAGCCCUCUUAGCCCCAUAGGUCGGCGCGUCGAAAACCCUUCUGGCACCCGGUGGUCUUUCCUAAGAAAAAGGCACAUCUCUCGCACAUUUAACUCUCCGUCCGGUCUUUAACUUCAGGCGCGCCAGGACCCGAGGUUCUUCCGAGCGGCAGCUCCGCUCCCGAGCCGGGCACUUCCCAGAGCAUUGGCGCGGCCUCCGGGCGCGGGGGACAGCCGGGCGCCGCGCGCGGGCCGAGGACAGCCGGGCUGGGGAGGCCCUGCCCGCCGCCCCGCGUUCUCCCGGCCACGGCCACCCCGCGCAUCCGGAGCUGCCGCAGACCCGGCCGGGCCCAGAGCCCCACGCCCCCGGCCCGCCCCUAGCGGCCGCUUGUUUACUCCCCGGCGCAGCCUAGUCCGACCCUGGGGCCCGCCCCUGCCCACCGCCUAUUGGCCGAGGAAGCGCGAAGACCGGCAACGAUUGGCCCGGGGAGGCGCGGGGCGAGCGGGGUAGGCUGCGCGAGAGGCCGAGAGGGGGCGGCAGGCGAUGGCGGCGGCGGCAGCGGCGGCGGGUGUGUUAGGCUGGUUGUUCGCCGCGCUCUGCCUGGGCAACGCCGCGGGGGACGCCGCGCCGGGCCCGCGAGUGCUGGGCUUCUGUCUGGAGGAGGAUGGAGCGGCGGGCGCGGGGUGGGUACGCGGAGGGGCGGCGCGGGACACGCCGGACGCCACCUUCCUCCUGCGCCUCUUCGGCCCGGGCUUCGCCAACAGCUCUUGGUCCUGGGUGGCCCCCGAGGGGGCGGGCUGCCGGGAGGAGGCGGCCGCCCCCGCGGGCGAGUGGCGCGCGCUGCUGCGCUUGCGCCUGCGGGCCGAGGCCGUGCGCCCGCACUCGGCGCUGCUGGCGGUGCGCGUGGAGCCGGGUGGCGGGGCGGCCGAGGAGGCGGCGCCUCCCUGGGCUCUGGGCCUGGGGGCGGCCGGGCUGCUGGCGCUGGCAGCGUUGGCGCGCGGCCUGCAGCUGAGCGCGCUGGCGCUGGCGCCGGCGGAGGUGCAGGUGCUGCGCGAGAGCGGCUCGGAGGCGGAGCGUGCGGCGGCGCGGCGUUUGGAGCCCGCGAGGCGCUGGGCCGGCUGCGCCUUGGGCGCGCUGCUGCUGCUGGCCAGCCUGGCGCAGGCGGCGCUGGCGGUGCUGCUGUACCGCGCGGCCGGCCAGCGUGCGGUGCCUGCUGUGCUGGGCAGCGCGGGGCUCGUGUUCCUGGUGGGGGAGGUGGUGCCGGCCGCCGUGAGCGGUCGCUGGACGCUGGUGCUGGCGCCGCGCGCGCUCGGCCUCAGCCGCCUGGCCGUCCUGCUCACUCUGCCCGUGGCGCUGCCCGUGGGGCAGCUGCUGGAGCUGGCAGCGCGGCCCGGGCGGCUGCGGGAACGGGUGCUGGAGCUGGCGCGCGGCGGCGGCGACCCCUACAGCGAUCUCAGCAAGGGCGUGCUGCGCUGCCGGACCGUGGAGGACGUGCUCACGCCCCUCGAAGACUGCUUCAUGCUGGACGCCAGCACCGUGCUGGACUUCGGCGUCCUGGCCAGCAUCAUGCAGAGCGGCCACACGCGCAUCCCCGUGUACGAGGAGGAGCGCUCCAACAUCGUGGACAUGCUCUACCUCAAGGACUUGGCCUUCGUGGAUCCUGAAGACUGCACGCCGCUCAGCACCAUCACUCGUUUCUACAACCAUCCGCUCCACUUCGUCUUCAACGACACCAAGCUGGACGCUGUCCUGGAGGAGUUCAAGCGAGGGAAGUCCCACCUGGCCAUCGUGCAGAAGGUGAACAACGAGGGUGAGGGCGACCCCUUCUACGAGGUCCUGGGCCUGGUCACCCUGGAGGACGUAAUCGAGGAGAUCAUCAGGUCCGAGAUCCUGGACGAGUCUGAAGACUACCGUGAGUCCAGACUCUUGGCAGUUACGUCUCCGCUGGGCCCGCGCACUUCCCCAGGUGUAUGUUGCGUCCGAGGAGACACUGUGGUGAGGAGGAAGCCUGCUUCUCUGAUGGCCCCUCUCAAGCGGAAGGAGGAGUUCUCCUUGUUCAAGGGGUCUGAUGAUGAAUAUAAAGUAAAAAUCUCGCCUCAGCUGCUCUUGGCCACCCAGCGCUUCCUGUCCCGAGAAGUGGAUGUGUUCAGCCCACUGCGCGUCUCGGAGAAGGUCCUGCUGCACCUGCUGAAGCAUCCCAGCGUCAACCAGGAAGUGAGGUUUGACGAGAGCAACCGCCUGGCCGCGCACCACUACCUCUACCAGCGCAGCCAGCCGGUGGAUUACUUCAUUCUCAUCCUGCAGGGCAGGGUUGAAGUGGAGAUCGGGAAGGAGGGUCUGAAGUUCGAGAAUGGGGCCUUCACGUACUAUGGAGUGUCGGCGCUAACCGUGCCAUCCUCAGUUCACCAGUCCCCGGUGUCCUCGCUCCAGCCCAUCCGCCAUGACCUGCAGCCCGACCCAGGUGACGGCACGCGUUCAUCUGCGUAUUGUCCCGACUACACCGUGAGGGCGCUCUCUGACCUGCAGCUCAUCAAGGUUACGCGGCUGCAGUACCUCAACGCACUCCUGGCUACCCGAGCUCAGAACCUGCCACAGUCCCCUGAGAACACCGACCUGCAGGUUAUGCCAGGCAGCCAGACCAGGCUCCUUGGUGAGAAGACCACCACAGCGGCAGCCUUCCCAGUAGACCUUUCCCUCUUUGGCACAGUUGGAAACUGCAGUUGAUAAAUGACUGUGGACUAGUGCGCGUUUUUUGUUUUCAGAGCACACCCAAGGUAAAUAUCUUCCCUCUCCCUGCCCCUUCGCUUUCCUCUCCUGGCCCUUCAGCUGUGGGAGGAGCAGAGCCCUCGGCUCUCCAGGCUGGGGGCCUUUUUUCUCCAGGGGUGCGGGGUGGGCGCUCCCUUCCAUCCUUCUGGAAGACAGGAGGGGUCACGAGACUCUUCCACUGUGGAAAAUGGUGCUUCCUUCCAGCACGGGGUGCUGUAUUGUCCCGGGAAGGUGCCUCUUGUUCAGUAUAAUGACCUGGGACCCCCUGGGGCCAGAAAUCCACAGCCCCAGCUUCCCCCAUGUCCCAGGGAAGGCAUCUGUUGGCUGACCAUCUGCUAACCGAUCGCUCCUGGCUCUGCUCUGAUACCUCCCAAGGCCUCCUGAAGCCCCCGUCUUAGCUGCCCCUUCCUGUCCCACAGAGGAUUUGGCACUUGGUUUUGACAGGUCCCUUUACCAGCUUUGAUGUGAAUUUUCCUUCCCUUGUCUUCUGUAGGGUCCAGCCACAGCAGGCCCGGCAUCCCGGUGGAAGGCAGCCCCGGGCGGAACCCAGGUGUCUAACUGCUCACUAGGCAGCCCCAGAUCUGGGGAACAGAUGAGCACGUGGGGAGCUGGAGUGAGCUGAGCAGAAGCUUCGUGCCCGCCUGCCCCCAUCCCCUCCAGGCCACGUUUUAGAUGGCCCUUGUAGAUGCGGGUCCUGGGUGUCCUCAGAACUAGACAUCAGUGCCUGGAUCCUUCAGCCGGUCCUGCCCUCCUUUAGGAGACAGGAGUCACCAGGGCACAGCCCUCCAGGCCCGCGUCAGGAAGGAACGAAAGGAAUGCCAUCAUCUCUAGUCCCCAGGGCCCAGCCUUCCCCUUCUCCCCCGAGGCUGGGACCGUGUGGCGUAUUCAGAUUCAGACCUCUUCGGGCCGAGCCACCUUGUGAGUGCAGUUACUGCCUUUAUGUGGCCGUGACCUGUACUCGUUUGCUUUUAAUUUGCCAACCUAUCGCUGCUGGCAGCACUUUUCGAGCAGGCCAAGUGCACCCAUUUUGGCUGGGGGUUCAAAUCGAUGGCCUUGUCCAUGGCGUCCUUUCUGGCUUCCCUAACGGUGUCAUGUUUCAGAGCAUGUGCCCCAGCCUUUCCCAUGUGCCAAACCAGAAGCUCCACUGCCCGGAGGCUGUCCCUGUAGCCCUGCACCCUCCCUGGAGGCUGCUCUUCUGAUCCUGAGAGCUGGCCUAGUGGUGCUGAGGGCUCCUUUCUGCUUCUCUGCCCACCUGCUGAGUUGCCACUCACAGCGUUGUCAGUUCCUGUGUUCUGAGAAGAGGUCACGCCUGGGAGGAAGGGAUCGUCAUGCUGCAUCGAAUCCUCUCUGCGCUGUGUGGCCCCGGGAGCGUAGCUGCCUGUUGCACCUGCUCCACACCUCUCCACGGCCUCCCUGCAGGUGCUGUGUGGUGUGAUGUGCAGAGAGCAGCGAGGGAGGCUUUAGGAACCAGGUGGAUCCUCUUUACAAAAAAAAAUCAGUUUUUAUUAUAUCUCUAGAACAUUUCAAGUCUUUUCGUUUUUUUCUGUUCCCAGCUGUGGGGUUUUAGAGAAGUGGGAACUGGAAGGCGUUUGUCUUUUUCUUCUAAUUUACUACAUUUUCCUUCCGUAGUUCUUCAGCUGUGUGGAAAUGGGCAUCACAAGGACACAGGAUCAUAGAUUGGGUAGGGAGGGAGGAGGAUUUCUGGAACUUUUCUCAAAGGAAUUUGGACCCUUAAAAAUGGGACUGAAGGUCAAAAGAACAGUGGUAUGCUUGCUUAGAAAUUGUCCUCAAGGAAUCAACUGUGAGAGCAAGCCCGGUUUGGAAACAGAUGCAUUAAAAUCCUGUCUCCAGAACAGUA
Molecule: messenger RNA, 6354 nt
Organism: Macaca mulatta (Rhesus monkey)
Lineage: Eukaryota; Metazoa; Chordata; Mammalia; Primates; Cercopithecidae
Source: RefSeq, a predicted model, not a curated record